CAUUAUCAGAAACGAGACCAAACUUCUAGCACCAUGGUGGACGUGAAGUGUCUGAGUGACGAUGAAUUACAGCAUGAACUUGAUAAGCUUGGAUUUUCACCUGGUCCCGUACUAUCUUCCACCAGAAAGCUGUAUGAAAACAAGUUAAUACAGUUGUUGGUCUCACCUCCCUGUGCAUCACCACCUGUGAAGAAUGAACCUGGAGAGCAGGACGGAGCUCAGGGCUGUGAUGACAAUAAAGAAGACGCUUUCCUGCACGUCCACCGAAUAACACUGCAAACAAGGAAAGUCAUGUCGAUUCAACCCAAUAUUCAGACCCUUUCAGACCUCACCAACUGCCCCGAUAAUGUCUCUGCUUUCGGGCCCAUGAUCAGUCCCACAAGCCCGGGGAGGGCCGCUCCCUUGAGCCCAGAGGCCACACAGUUUCAGGGGGUGCUUAGGUCCACCCACUCAUGUUUUCACAGGGGGGCCUCCAGAGCCCCAGACUCCAGACCCAAAGGACGGAGUGACGCUGAAGAGAAAGACUGCCGCGCAAUAAACUGUAGUGUUGGCGGCAGGGACCUAGAAAAGUUUCCAGUGGGCGUGAAGCUGGCCGCGUUUGUCAUCUUCGUCAUUGUGAUAUUUGUCUACAUAACUGUGGAAAAGAAGCCACUCUUGGGUUAAGCGCUAUGGGAGCAGAGCAAUGAUGGCUCCGAGCCCGCCUGCUUCGAGAAGAACGAGAAGAACGGGACUGCGCUGGAGGGGGAGGGCCAGCCCCACAGCCGGGCAGUCUCCGGUGCACCCGUGACUCUCGCGGACCCAGGCUCAGCCAGGUGCAAGGGACCACCACGGGGAGAGCCGGGGUGCUCGUGUCAAAGAGCUGGGUUACAGGGAAUUCUGUGAGGCAUGCCGACCAUUAAAGGUGCUUCUGCAUGGGAGCGAGCUUCGGAAAAGGAAGCUGUGCCAGCUUUCUCCUUUUUAGUGAUGGUAACAAGGCAGCAAUCACAUGUUAUUCAUUCUUCAAAUUGUAUAGUCAUCUAUGGGAAAGGCCGCAACACGUAAUUAACAACGAAAUAAGUAUGUCUGACUUGGCAAACAAAAGAAAAGAUCCAAAA
This is a messenger RNA of Phyllostomus discolor (pale spear-nosed bat), 1094 nucleotides long. RefSeq names its product LEM domain containing 1 (gene LEMD1). Bases 34 to 663 code for a protein of 209 amino acids. The record is from RefSeq and is a predicted model, not a curated record. The transcript is spliced from 4 exons. NCBI's taxonomy places the organism in Eukaryota, Metazoa, Chordata, Mammalia, Chiroptera, Phyllostomidae.